UCUCAGUAAACAUGGAAAAGGAAGAAAAGAAGAUUGUCAAUACAGGCGAGGAGGAUGAGAUGGAGAUUUAUGGUUAUAAUCGGUGCCACUGGAAGCUAGUUUUAGUUGCUAUAGGGGUGCUUUGUACUGGUGGCUUCCUCCUCCUUCUCCUCUACUGGAUGCCUGAGUGGCGUGUGAGAGCAACGUGCAAAAGGACUACACUUAAAGACUGUGAAGUGGUGCUACUGAGAACGACUGAUGAAUUCAGGAUAUGGUUUUGUGCAAAGAUUCGUAUUGUGCUUUCUCGGGGAGACAACCCAUUACAGAAUCCUCAGUCUAUUGAAGACAAAGUUUCAAAUGGCCAUAGUGGUCAUUCAUGUGAAAGCCCUGCUGAAGAGAAUAGAAACGACCCAAACAAAUAUUCUCCUGUAAGUGGACCUGUGAUUCGCUAUUUCACACACCACAGCGUAAUGUAUUUCUGGAAUGAUGCAGUCCAAAGUUUUGACUUCAAAAAGGGACUGGAUGAGUCUACUUCCUGCUCUUCAAUUCAUAAUGAACAUAGUAAAGGUUUGACUAAGGAGGUGCAUGUCUACAGAAAAGUAUUCUAUGGAGUAAAUGAAAUUGCCGUGAAAGUGCCUUCCAUUUUUAAGCUUCUGAUUAAGGAGGUUCUAAAUCCGUUUUACAUUUUCCAACUGUUCAGCGUGAUAUUGUGGAUCACUGAUGAAUAUUACUACUAUGCAUUAGCGAUUGUGAUUAUGUCUGUGAUAUCCAUUGUUAGCUCACUGUACACCAUUAGAAAGCAAUAUAUUAUGUUACAUGACAUGGUGGCGGCUCACAGCAUUGUCAGAGUUUCUGUCAGCAGAGCGAAUCAGGAAAUAGAAGAGAUCCUUUCCACAGACCUUGUGCCUGGAGACAUCAUGGUGAUUCCAUCUAAUGGGACAAUCAUGCCCUGUGAUGCAGUACUUGUCAGUGGUACUUGCAUCGUAAAUGAAAGCAUGUUAACAGGUGAAAGUGUUCCUGUAACAAAGACUAAUCUCCCAAAUCCUGCAGAAGACCCAAAAGCAAUGGGAGAUGAAAUAUACAGUCCAGAAGUACAUAAGCGACACACUUUGUUCUGUGGGACCAAUGUCAUUCAAACACGUUUUUACUCUGGAGAACGAGUCAAAGCCAUAGUAGUGAGAACAGGCUUUAGUACAUCAAAAGGACAGCUUGUUCGUUCUAUACUGUAUCCAAAGCCAACUGACUUCAAACUCUACAGAGAUGCCUACAUGUUUCUGCUGUUCCUUGUGGUGGUGGCAGGAGUUGGGUUUCUUUACACGAUUGUCAAUAGCAUACUAAAUGAGGUUCCUGCUCAUAUAAUAAUCAUCGAGUCUCUUGACAUUAUAACCAUCACUGUCCCACCGGCACUUCCUGCUGCGAUGACUGCUGGGAUCGUUUACGCACAGAGGCGGUUGAAAAAGAUUGGUAUCUUCUGCAUCAGCCCUCAGAGGAUAAAUAUCUGUGGCCAAUUGAAUCUCGUGUGUUUUGACAAGACUGGCACGCUUACUGAAGAUGGCUUAGAUCUUUGGGGGAUCCAAAGAGUGGAAAAUGCUCGUUUCCUUUUUCCAGAAGAGAGAGCUUGCAAUGAGAGCCUGGUGAAGUCUCAGUUUGUUGCUUGCAUGGCAACUUGUCAUUCACUCACGAAAAUUGAAGGAGUGCUUUCUGGGGACCCGCUUGAUUUAAAGAUGUUUGAAGCCAUAGGAUGGAUUCUUGAAGAAGCAACUGAAGAGGAAACAGCUCUUCACAAUCGAAUAAUGCCAACCGUGGUUCGACCUCCAAAACAGCUUCUUCCAGAAUCCAAACCUGCCACAAAUCAAGAAAUGGAACUAUUUGAGCUCUCGGCCAGUUAUGAGAUUGGAAUUGUGCGUCAGUUUCCGUUUUCUUCUGCUUUGCAACGCAUGUGUGUAGUAGCAAGAGUGCUAGGGGAGAAGAGAAUGGAUGCGUUCGUAAAAGGUGCCCCAGAGGUGAUUGCCAGUUUGUGUAAACAAGAAACAGUUCCUGUUGAUUUUGAAACCAUUUUGGAAGACUACACUAAGCAGGGCUUCAGAGUUAUCGCUCUUGCUCACAGAAAAUUGGAAUCAAAACUUUCAUGGCACAAAGUCCAGAAUAUUAACAGAGAUGCCAUUGAAAGCAACAUGGAUUUUAUGGGGUUAAUUAUAAUGCAAAACAAACUAAAGCAAGAAACCCCUGCUGUACUUGAAGACUUGCAUAAAGCCAACAUUCGCACUGUCAUGGUCACAGGUGAUAACAUGUUAACUGCUAUCUCUGUGGCUAGAGACUGUGGAAUGAUUCUACCUCAGGACAAGGUCAUUAUUGCUGAAGCGCUACCUCCAAAGGAUGGGCGAGUUGCCAGGAUAAACUGGCAUUAUGCAGAUACCCUCACAAAAUGCACUAAUUCAUCACCAGCCAUUAACUCACAGGAUAUUCCAAUUAAAUUGGUCCAUGAAAGUCUAGAGGACCUCCAGCUGACUAAAUACCAUUUUGCAAUGAAUGGAAAGUCAUUUGCAGUGAUACUGGAGCAUUUUCAGGACCUUGUGCCCAAGCUGGUGUUGCAUGGCACUGUAUUUGCCCGCAUGGCACCUGAUCAGAAAACCCAGCUAGUGGAAGCGUUACAAAAUGUGGAUUACUAUGUUGGCAUGUGUGGAGAUGGUGCAAAUGACUGUGGUGCACUGAAGAAGGCCCAUGGUGGUAUAUCACUGUCUGAACUUGAGGCUUCUGUGGCAUCACCAUUCACCUCCAGAACUCCUAGUAUUUCCUGUGUGCCAAACCUUAUCAGGGAAGGCCGUGCUGCUUUAAUAACUUCCUUUUGCGUAUUUAAGUUUAUGGCUUUGUACAGCAUUAUCCAGUAUUUCAGCGUUACCCUACUAUAUUCUAUCCUGAGUAAUUUAGGAGAUUUCCAGUUUCUUUUCAUCGAUCUGGCAAUCAUUUUGGUUGUUGUCUUUACCAUGAGUUUAAAUCCUGCUUGGAAGGAGCUUGUUGCACAAAGGCCACCUUCAGGUCUCAUCUCAGGUCAACUUCUCUGCUCAGUUCUGUCUCAGAUUAUCACCUGCCUUGGUUUUCAAACCAUAGGAUUUAUUUGGGUCAAACAGCAACCCUGGUAUGAGCCCUGGACCACCCAGUCAGAUGCAUGUAACUUAUCAGCAGCCACAAACACCAGUUCCUCCCAACAUGAGAAUGAGACUCUUCAUGAUGAGCACAAUAUCAAAAACUAUGAAAACACAACGGUGUUUUUUAUCUCCAGCUUUCAGUACCUCAUAGUGGCAAUUGUCUUUUCUAAAGGGAAGCCCUUUAGGCAGCCUUGCUACAGAAAUGUUCUGUUUGUUAUAUCUGUGAUAGUUAUUUAUAUCUUCACAUUAUUCAUCAUGUUGUAUCCAGUUGAAUCCAUUGACAGGGUUCUUGAGCUAGUUUGUGUACCAUAUCAGUGGCGUAUAACAAUUCUCAUCAUCAUCAUCAUCAAUGCAAUUGUAGCCCUCUUGGUGGAGAAUAUCCUCCUUGACAUGAUCCUUUGGAAGGUUGUGUUCAGUCGAGACAAACAAGGAGAAUAUCGCCUCACCAUACCCCAGCCACCUCAGGAGCCUUUGGAUCGCUGGAGAGGGUGCGUCCUUUCCUCCCUGUUUGGCUGCAGAAAGAAGAUUCCAAAAGCCAAGUACAUGCACUUAGCUCAGGAACUGUUGGUUGAUCCAGAAUGGCCACCAAAACCUAGAACAACUACAGAAGCUAAAGAUCCAACCCAGGAAAAUGGUUCAUAUCCAAUAAUCACUGUAACAUAA
Emys orbicularis (European pond turtle) is the source of this 3788-nucleotide messenger RNA. RefSeq names its product ATPase 13A3 (gene ATP13A3). Gene Ontology annotation, molecular function: ATP binding; ATPase-coupled monoatomic cation transmembrane transporter activity; P-type ion transporter activity. The record is from RefSeq and is a predicted model, not a curated record. The transcript is spliced from 32 exons. The coding region runs from base 12 to 3788 and encodes 1258 amino acids. NCBI's taxonomy places the organism in Eukaryota, Metazoa, Chordata, Testudines, Emydidae. Gene Ontology annotation, cellular component: late endosome membrane. Gene Ontology annotation, biological process: intracellular calcium ion homeostasis; polyamine transmembrane transport.